Galleria mellonella (greater wax moth) is the source of this 3146-nucleotide messenger RNA. RefSeq names its product glutamate receptor ionotropic, kainate 2-like. NCBI's taxonomy places the organism in Eukaryota, Metazoa, Arthropoda, Insecta, Lepidoptera, Pyralidae. Gene Ontology annotation, molecular function: transmitter-gated monoatomic ion channel activity involved in regulation of postsynaptic membrane potential; glutamate-gated receptor activity. The coding region runs from base 90 to 2849 and encodes 919 amino acids. The transcript is spliced from 16 exons. Gene Ontology annotation, biological process: monoatomic ion transport; synaptic transmission, glutamatergic; modulation of chemical synaptic transmission. The record is from RefSeq and is a predicted model, not a curated record. Gene Ontology annotation, cellular component: postsynaptic membrane; plasma membrane.
AAAUACCUCAUACCGUGUGGGGGCGCCCGUCGCUACACUACGCGACAUCUACAUACAAUACCGUAUUCAUAAAUGGCUAAAAGACCAAUAUGACGUCGCUCCAACUAUUAAUAUUACUUUUUUUGUAUCAAGCGUCUCAAACAAAUGCAGCUCGAACCAUCAGUUUGCCUGUUGGCGGUCUCUUUAAUAGAUAUACUCAACAGAGCUCAAGAGAGGCCUUCGAGAACAUAGUCAAAAUGGGUGAUUCAAAUGUGUACUACGGCAGAACGAUGUAUUCUAACGCUGAAGACAGCUACUCCACAGCAUUGGAUUUAUGUGAGAUCACUUCAGAUAAUAAGGGAGUAGUAGCUUUGAUUGACGCCCGACCCACGUAUGGUCUUUGUGACACUGUAUGUCUAUUAUGCAAUAGAUAUAAUAUACCACAUCUCUCUUUGGGUUGGGAACCUCCAGACACUUUGGCGGAAGAAUUAUUUACAUUCUCCUAUUACCCACCACCCGAUUUAAUUUCUAAGGCAUACGCGAGACUUAUUAAGGACCUAGAAUGGGAUAAGUUUUCAAUUUUAUAUGAAGACGAGACUAGUUUUAUUCGUCUUCACGAGAUAAUAAAUACAUGGCCUCAGGACAGGAAACCAAUUGUAUUCAGGAAAUUAGAUCCCAAUGGGGAUAAUAAAGAAACAUUUAAAUAUAUUCUAAAGGCUGUUCAUAUAAGUUAUCACGUAUUAGAUUGUGAUAUUAAUAAUGUGUACAAAUAUAUGCGUGAAAUAAUGCAAGUAGAAAAUUCGACGGAAUAUUUGAGUUUUGUGUUGACGGAUCUUAAUUCAUUUACAAUUAAUUUCAAAGAUAUUCCCAAUUUAUUGGCAAAUAUUUCUACAAUGCAUUUGACUACGAGCGGGGAUGAUAAAUGGACAGAUAUUGGGAUAAAUAAAGAUAAGGAACCAAUACGGCUAGAAACCGCUUUAGUUGUUGAUGCUUUGAAUCAUGUGGAAAAAGCAAUUAGAGCUAUGCAACAGGAAGGCGAUGAAGAGGGACAAAGUAUUUCAAUAGGACCACAUCUUCCACCUGAACCACCAUCUAUGUGUUACAAGGAUUCUAAAGCAGAUUAUGAAAAUUUAGCUUGGACUUCUGGCAACAUUUUGAGAGAAGCACUGUUAAACACAACAGCGAUUGGUUUGACUGGAAAUCUUCAGUUUGAUGAGGAAGGGAGAAGAAUGAACUUUACGUUGCAUUAUUCAAAAUUGAGUAAUGAUGGAGAGUUUGUAAAUAUCGGGCAUUGGGAUUCUACAACAGAUUUAAUUAAAAAAGAGAACUAUGUUGAAGACCGUCCAAAGUCUAUGGUGUACAAUACUAAAAUAAGGGUAGCAACUAGAGACGAGAAACCUUAUUAUGGUCUCUAUGAGUAUCCAAAUAAGACGAGCGAGUAUCGUGGUUACGCUGUUGAUCUAAUCGAUGAAAUAUUUACAGAAAUAAAGAAAAAGGAAAAUGUUGAAUUGGAAUAUGAAUUUUAUAUAGUAGAUGGUAAUAAGCAUGGCAAUCUUAUAGCUGGAACAAAUAAAUGGGAUGGACUUAUCGGUGACUUAAUAGAGCAUAAAGCCGAGUUGGCAAUAUGUGAUUUAACUAUUACUUCGGAGAGGAACGCUGUUGUUGAUUUCUCGAUACCCUUUAUGUCACUGGGCAUCAGCAUGCUAUUCAAGGAAGCGGAUCCGGUAGAUCCAGAUAUGUUUUCGUUUAUUAAACCCUUAUCACUCGAUGUUUGGUUGUAUUUGGCAACAACUUACAUCAUAGUCUCAUUUGUGCUGCUUAUUUGUGCAAGAAUGAGUCAGGACGACUGGGUAAAUCCACAUCCGUGCAACCAAAAUCCGGAAAAUUUGCAGAAUAUCUGGAGUUUAUACAAUUGCAUGUGGCUUACAAUGGGUGCUAUUAUGACUCAGGGUUGUGAUAUAUUGCCAAGAGGGAAAGGAUCUCGUUGGACUGCCGGUGUAUGGUGGUUCUUCGCGCUAAUCAUCACUGCCUCUUACACAGCUAACAUGUCUACCUUCAUCAGUAAUGAACGGCGAAGUAACGAGAUCACCAAUGUCAAGCAACUUUCUGAACAAACUAAAGUCUCUUACGGCGCGGUGUAUAAUGCUUCUACUUAUAACUUUUUUAAAAAUUCAAAUGACUCUGUUUAUCAGAAAAUUUGGACUGUAAUGAAAUCAGCAAAACCUAAAGUAUUUACUAAUAAUAACGAGGAAGGCAAGGAGAGAGUUUUAAGAAGCAAAAAUGGAAACUUUGCGUUUUUCAUGGAAUCAUCGGCCAUUGAAUAUUUUAGACAAAGAGACUGUCGUUUAAAAAUGGUUGGAAAUAAACUAGAUUCCAAAGAAUAUGGCAUAGCUAUGCCAAAAAAUUACCCACGUAAAGCAUGGAUAGAUAAUGCUAUUUUGUCUUUACAAGAGAUGGGAAAGCUUACAGCAUUGCAAAAAAAGUGGUGGGAAGAAGAAGGUGAUAGUAAACAUUGUGACAAAAACGCUAAGAAUGAGGAUGACGGUGGAUCACUUCAAAUGAAAAAUACUAGUGGUAUAUUUUUAGUACUUGGCGUAGGAGGUAUAUUAGGGCUGAUAGUUGCUGUCAUCGAAUUUUUAUUCCAUGCACGCCAGAUUUCUGUUAAAGAAAAGGUAACGUUCCACGAAGCGGUUGCAAGUGAGUGGCGGGCGUCGUUGAAUCCUCGGCAGCUACAUAAGCCGGCGGCGCCACCUCGGUCCGCGCCACCGUCCACCGGCUCCCCGUCACCAAGACGCGAACGGUCGCAGUCCAGGGCGGUGUCUGUUCUACGAGCAGCUUCCUCAUUUAUCAACUUUGAUGAAAUAUACUGAUCUAUAUUUACAUAACAGUGUCAAAUUAUCAUUGCAAGUAGUAAUAGAUACCUACUUACUUAAUAAGUUUGUUAAAAUAUUUAAAAUAGAAGUGACUUUUAGAUGGUAUUCUGUCAUCUUGUGGUUGCGCCCAUUUUAAAAUUAUAUCAUUUAUUUUAUUGUUAUAUACUCUUCAAACACUUUUAUUUGAUUCACAUGGUUGACAAAAUAUAUUUCAUCCUCGACAUAGUCGUGUCUGUUCUUCCUCCUUCAUUAAUUUUGAAUAAAUAUAUUGAACUAGCUUUUACUCGCGAAUGU